AUGCGAUUCAAUAUGGUCACAAAUCCAGAAGUCCAUGUACUAAUCAUUGGCGCCGGAAUUACUGAUCUAAUUCUGGCACAAUCACUCAGAAAGGCCGGAAUCCGCUACUCCAUCUUCGAGAAAGAAAUCGCCCUGAACUAUCGCAGCAAUGAGUGGACCAUGGCCAUCCACUGGGCCCUGGAUCGUCUGCAGGCCUUGCUCCCUGAGGAGGGGUAUCGAGCUCUGAAUGAGGUCUCCUGCAACCCUGCCAUUCCCAUCGACGCAGGCGGGCGAUAUCCAGUUAUUCAUGGAGAGACCGGGAGCAUUCUGGCCGCCGUUCUCUACGAAAAAGAGCUGAGAGUUCCGCGCAGUAGAAUGCGCGCACUAUACGCAGAGGGCAUACUAGUUCAAUACGGGAAGAAAUUGAUCGACGUUGCAUUUGCCGAGAGAGGUGGCAUGAUGGCCUUCUUUGAAGACGGCACAAUAGAAUCCGGAACGAUUUUUAUAGGCGCGGAUGGACCUCGGUCGACGGUGCGCGAGUUCGCCAUGAAAAGUGUAAAAAAGGCGGCCAGAGCCCAGACUUUAGCCGAGCCUGCUCGGUCCGCAUUCACUUGGCUUCCGGAUGAUACGCGAGCCAAUAAAGCGGAUAUCAGUUUCUGGGUCAGCCAGCCGUGGGAUAACAGAGAUGGGAGAAUAACGCUGGUUAGGGAUGCGGCGCAUCCAAUGCCUCCUUACCGCGGACAGGGCUUGAAUCACUGUAUCUGUGACGUGUCGAAUCUUUUAGAAGGUCUACAGAAUGUAGUUGAUGGCAAGUCGGUCUUCAGCCAUGUGAUCACCGCCUAUGAGAAAGAAAUGGUCCCACGGGGUAGGGAGGAGGUCACUUGCUCGGUUGAGAACGGGUACAUGCUACAUGAUUGGAAGAAAGUGCGAGAGAGCGCGGUAUUUACGAAAGGUUUCAAACCAAUGGAUGGACAUGAUUCUGGAAGACAUGAGGGGACGCAGCCGGGGGAUGCUACUGAUGCUUAG
Messenger RNA from Aspergillus affinis, 1005 nucleotides. Its product is annotated as FAD-dependent oxidoreductase. The record is from RefSeq and is a predicted model, not a curated record. The coding region runs from base 1 to 1005 and encodes 334 amino acids. Gene Ontology annotation, molecular function: FAD binding. The transcript is spliced from 4 exons. NCBI's taxonomy places the organism in Eukaryota, Fungi, Ascomycota, Eurotiomycetes, Eurotiales, Aspergillaceae.